AUGGCAAGUACGGUCAAGCAGCCUGUCGCGGUUCGCGUCACGCCCAUCGAGAAUGUGUCCCACCUAUACAAGGAUGCCACCGCUCCGCAGUUCGUAGCGAACGAUACCGACUUUCAAAUCGAGUUUGCGGACCUCGAGGGCAGAACCGUGCUACAGGAACCUUCGCGCAAGGUGGUUAUGUGUUACGUAGACCGGACAACCACGGCGCCGCCACCCGCACCGCCGCAGCCGACGCCGAGCGUUAAUGUCACAUUGCAGCAGCCGCAAGCUCCGCCUCAGCUGGUGGUACAGCCUGCGGCGAUUACCAUCGCGUCUGUUCAACGAACUUCGCGACGUUGCGUCACGUUGUUGCUGUCCAUCUUUAUGAUUCUGUUCGUCUGUGCUGCGAUUGCGUUUGCGGCUCGCAGCAAGCUCAUGAAAGACUGA
Molecule: messenger RNA, 426 nt
Organism: Babesia bigemina
Lineage: Eukaryota; Apicomplexa; Aconoidasida; Piroplasmida; Babesiidae
Exons: 1
Coding region: 1-426 (141 amino acids)
Source: RefSeq, a predicted model, not a curated record